This is a messenger RNA of Alternaria burnsii, 1041 nucleotides long. RefSeq names its product ribosomal protein s7. The coding region runs from base 1 to 1041 and encodes 346 amino acids. Gene Ontology annotation, biological process: translation; ribosomal small subunit assembly. Gene Ontology annotation, cellular component: ribosome. The transcript has 3 exons. Gene Ontology annotation, molecular function: mRNA binding; rRNA binding; structural constituent of ribosome. NCBI's taxonomy places the organism in Eukaryota, Fungi, Ascomycota, Dothideomycetes, Pleosporales, Pleosporaceae. The record is from RefSeq and is a predicted model, not a curated record.
AUGCCACCACGAUUAAACUUCCCCGCGCUUACGCGAUCGAUCGCAUUCCGGCCCAGACCCCAAGUCCAAUCUCCUGCUCGAGCAGCGCUUCGCCUGUCACCGUCGCAAUGCCGCCUCUACUCGGACUCGUCCAAGCCGCCAGCCAACGACCGAACGAAGCGAGAGGACGCGAAGCCGAUUGAACAUGUUUCUGAAGAGGCAGCGUCCAUGGCGAAAACAAUGGGAGAAGAUGGUCCCGACCUAAACCAGGGCACCUCGAUUGAAGAUGUAGUCAAGGGAGACAAGGACUUGCAAGCGAACCUGCCCAAGGUGAUGCAGGACAAGCUCAACUCGCAAAAGCCCAAGACGACACCAAACAUGGCACCCAAGGGAUCACGCUCAUAUUCGACUAUGACGACACAGUCAAGCGGAAACAGCGGCAUCGACAUGGGCCUCGUAGACAUCCAGUCCGUGUCCAAAGCACCGGCAAUGCCAGGACUGAAAUUUGAGAUGCCCUCUCUGCCUCUGCCCAAGGACGGUCACGUCAAGCACCGCCACGACCCCGUAGUCGACCAGGUCACCAAUCUGCUCAUGCGACACGGCAAGAAGAGCGUUGCAGAGCGAAACAUGGCGCUGAUUCUGCAACACCUUCGAACAUCACCCGUCCCCACCAUUAACCCCGCGCGACCGCUGCUCCCCGGCGCGCCACCUCCAUCGCACCUUCCACUCAACCCUGUACUGUAUCUCACUCUCGCUAUCGAUUCGGUCGCUCCUCUCAUGCGCAUUCGAAGUCAGCGUGGUGCUGCCGGAGGCGGUGUCGCUCUGCAGAUUCCCGUUCCGCUGGGCCAGAGGCAACGGCGGCGUGCUGCCAUUCAGUGGAUCAUGGCCGCUGCAUCUAAGAGGAGGAAUUCGGGCAGUGGCAAGGGCAGUCUUGCUCAGCGCAUUGCUUCUGAGCUCAUUGCUGUAGUACAGGGCACGAGCGGCAUCUGGGAAAGGCGCAACGCUAUCCACAAGCUUGGUGUUGCUGCACGAGCCAACAUUGUUCUGCCCCGGAAGAGGUAG